This is a messenger RNA of Lathyrus oleraceus (garden pea), 1697 nucleotides long. RefSeq lists its product as uncharacterized. The transcript is spliced from 6 exons. Gene Ontology annotation, cellular component: endoplasmic reticulum. Bases 202 to 1086 code for a protein of 294 amino acids. Lineage: Eukaryota; Viridiplantae; Streptophyta; Magnoliopsida; Fabales; Fabaceae. Gene Ontology annotation, molecular function: calcium ion binding. The record is from RefSeq and is a predicted model, not a curated record.
AAAAGGUAUACGCCGUUGCAAACUGGGAAAAGAAAAGAUGCUUGUAGUGUCAAUGUCAAUCCAAUUUCUGAGCAUUACCUGAAAAUAGUAACUCCAAAACAACACACGUGUGUCUGUCUACUCUAGAUAUUCUAUAAAUACCCUCUCUUUCUCUCUCACUCUCACCAAUUCAACUUUCUCUCUCACUCUCUAUCCAAUUCAAUGGCCAUAAAAUUCAUACUCUUUCUCACCGUCGGAGCAAUUGCUUUGCUCUUUCUCCUCUCCAAUUCCUCCCAGAACAACCACCACUGCCUCCACCUCCAUUCCGGCUGGGAGGAGGAUGACUUCAAUCACACCAACAAAAUCGUCUGCGUCUUCCCAGAAAUCGACGUGGACCCCACUGAUAACUACAUCUCCGUCCACGAACUUACUCAGUGGAAGCUUCAACAUCACCAAACUAAGCAAUUGCAUCGCAGCAAGAGGGACAUGAUCUUUUACGAUAAGAAUCACGACGGUUUUGUCUCCUUCGCCGAAUUCGAGCACCGUCUUCCCACUUCACAAUACACAGCAGAUGGUGAUUCUUUUGGUUAUGAUAAGAGACUGUUGGAAGAACAGCAUUUUAAUGCAUCUGAUACAGAUGGAGAUGGUCGUCUAAAUUUAGCUGAAUUCCAUGAUUUUCUUCAUCCGGCGGACAGCAACAACCCAAAGCUUCAACAAUGGCUGUGCAGGGAGGAAGUCUGGGAACGUGAUACCGACAGAGAUGGGAAGGUCAGUUAUAUAGAAUUUGUCAAUGGGCUCUUUCUUUCCAUAAGAUCCUAUGAUGAAGAAAGUUACGGUUAUUCAUAUCAUUCUGAUGAUUCGAAGAAAGCUUAUUCUGAAUUUAUGUUUUCUCAGCUAGACAAAGAUGGUGAUAGGUAUUUGUCAGCUAUUGAACUACUACCUAUAAUUGGGAAAGUCCAUCCAUCUUGGCGUUAUUAUGCAAGGAAACAGGCGGAAUACUUUGUUUCACAGGCACAAGUUGGCAAAUAUGGGCGCCUUAAUUUGAAUGAGAUGAUUGAGAAUGCAGAUAUAUUAUAUGCUGCGAUUUUCCGCGAUGAGUUCUUUUAAGUAAGGACAGUUCUAUCUCAACCUACAUUCAAUGAACAUUUUCGUUACAGUUCGGUGGAGAAGAAAGGGCUUGAAACAUGGUGACAUCAAGGAGUGUGACUUCGUAAGCUGGCAGAUUACUAUUGGAAAGUAGCGGGUUAUCGUAGGAGUAAGAUAUUGAGUUGGAUAGCACAAGGUCCUUGUAUCAGCAAGCAACAAAGUCGGUAGUCAGACUAAUAAUGGACAAAAAAAUGGAUCUUCAAUUGCUGUUGCUAAUAGACAAAGAAUGCUCAUGAAAUAAAAAAAGGAGUUGGUGCUGUGCUACACUCACGUUGGGCAAUGUUUAUGAGCAGGUGCAGUGCAGCAAGUGAAGCUUUGUUUUAUUGUUAUGUAGCUUUAGUGAAUCAAGUCAGUAGUUAGUUGAUCUUGAGUAUUUCUUGUUUUAUUGUUAUGCAUAAGGUUUCUUUUGUUGUCCUAAUUUUGUUGCUUGGGUCCAAACUCUGCAAUUUUGAUUGCUCUUUCCUUAGCAUUUCUUGUGCUUUGAUUAGAGCUUAGUAAUGUAUUUUACUUUGACUAGAUAUUAGUAAUGUAUUUCCUUGCAUCCUCAUAAUACUAUCGUCUUCCUUUGUACA